UCAACCCUGGUAGAAUAUUCGUCAUUUUAAAAAUUAAGAAAGCGUCUCACGUUGGAAUUAUAUUCUAAAUUAUACUACAUAAUUAUAAUUAAUUAUUUUAAUUCAACUAUGAGUGAAAGUGAAAAUUGCAACAGUGAUGCUGAAGGAGAACUUCAAAUCACCCACGCAUACAUUAGAUUUUUCGACGACAAAACUUUUUCCAUUGUACCGGUGGAAGACAUAAAAAAGUUCAAUCCGUCAAAUGUAGAAGAUUUUAAGAAAGAUAAACUGUAUAAAGUAAAGUGGGAUGAUAAGGAAUAUUAUAAUGCUAAUAUUUGCUUUCUAGGAAGUAGCGUCUCUGAUAUUCUUCGGAAAAGAGAAAAAAACAGAAAACGAAUUGUGUUUCCCACUGAGAAAGUGGCACUGGAUGAUUCGACGUCUCCGUUGACGGAGAACAAUUACUCGAAAAAUGCAGUUGAUAAAGAAAAGGCGAAAGAAAUUGCAACUGCCAAAGCAAAAUUAAAAAUGGAUAAAGAAAAUUUAAAAAAAAAAGAAGAGAAUUUGAUGAAGGCAUCCUUUUUGAAAUCACCUAAAAAAAGUAACACGUCUACAUCAAGUGCACUUGACAGUGAAGUAAUUAAAUUUAAUGAGCUAAAAGAAGCAAUGUCUACAAUGCAAAAGCAACUUGAUUAUCUAAAAGAGAGAAAUGAGGGACUUGAGAAGGAGCUUAAUCAACGACCGAAAAGAAAAUUAUGUUUCUCUGAUGAUGAGGGUGAAGAAUCUCUUCCAGAAGAAGUAAAACUGGAUAAUAGAAGUCCAAUGAAUUCAGAUGUGGAUCAAAGAAAAAAGAAAAAAAAGAAAGUGCAAGAUUCUAAAACUGAAGCAAACAUUGAUGAGGAGUUAUCUAAUUCAGGUGUGGAACAAAAAAAAUCGAAGAAAAAGAAAAUGUCUCACAUUGAAUCGAACACUGAUGAAGAUUUAUUUAAUUUAGGUGAGGAUCAAAAAGAAAAGAAAAAAAAGAAAGUGCAAAAUUCUCAGAAUAAAACAAACACUGUUGAGGAGUUAUCUAAUUCAGACGAAAUUGAUUCUGAUGAUGAACCUGAUUGUUCAAAGUUAAAGCGGUACGCAACAUUUCAACGCACUGUAAAAAAUGGAUCAAAGAAGAUAAAAUCCAUACAUUUGGGCGAAGGCGUCAAUAUUAAUUAUGACGUUUGGGAAAUAAUAAAGAACAAAAAAGAUAAUAGAAAAUUUGUUAAAUCUUUAGCCAUUGCCAUAUGGGGACGUGAAAAUUUGGUAAACCGGUAUGUAAAGAAGACGGAUGGACUAAUCCAAUUGAACAAUCGAUCCCCCAGAAAACCUUUAACCCCUACAAAAAGACAGGUUCUUGAAAAAUGUCUGGAAGAUCAUCUGACUGAUGGGACUAAUCGCCUGGUUGCAUUAAAAGAAAUAAAUGGCUUCCUAAGUGAAGAAAUAAAUAGUUUAAGAAAACUAUUGUAUCCAAAGAAAGGAUAACAUCUUAAUUAUCACACUUUCAUAUAUUCAUAUCAUUUUUAAGUUUUUUAAAAUCCGCAUGGAUUUUUGACUUUGAAAUCCUUCUGGAGAUUUAACUUAAUCCAGGUGGACUAAAUUGUCCACAAUGGUAAACCAUUGUGAAUUUUGCAAUAAAACUUUAUUAAUUUUCA
Leptopilina boulardi is the source of this 1661-nucleotide messenger RNA. RefSeq names its product interaptin-like. Gene Ontology annotation, molecular function: DNA binding. The record is from RefSeq and is a predicted model, not a curated record. The transcript has 10 exons. Gene Ontology annotation, biological process: negative regulation of DNA-templated transcription. Bases 109 to 1491 code for a protein of 460 amino acids. NCBI's taxonomy places the organism in Eukaryota, Metazoa, Arthropoda, Insecta, Hymenoptera, Figitidae.